UUCAAAAGAUUAGUAUAUUUUUGAAAGCGCGUCUUUAGAAUAUUAGAAAAAUAUAAUUUGUUUCAUAAAAAAAAUUCUUAAAUUAAACUAUCGUAAUAAAAUGGAUUUAAAAUUAAUAUUUUUAAUAAAUUUUUCAAUAUUUUUUCUAAUAAGUAAUUUAAUUAAUAUUUCUGCUGCAACUGAUCUUGAUUCUCAUCCAAAUUUAAUUUUGUUACCUGAAAAUUGUGGUGUAAUUGAAGAGGAAUCUGAAAUAUCGGAUAAAAUUCGUAAAAUAACUGCAGGUCCUAGGGAAUUACGAUUUAUGGCUCGUUUGCAAUAUGAUACAGAAGAGCCUCGCUUUCGUUGUACUGGAACAUUAAUAAGUGAAAAUUAUGUUUUAGCUGCGGCUCAUUGUCAAAGGAGUUCUCUAUUGAGUGUUCGUCUUGGGGAACAUAACGUUGAAACUGAAUUGGAUUGCAAAGAAGAUGGAAAAGACUGCAAUGAUCCCGUUCAAGAUAUUUCUGUUAAGAAUGUGACAAUUCAUGAAAAUUUUCAAAGCAGACGUGUAGCAAACGAUAUUGCGUUAAUACGUUUAGCGCACCCCGCUGAUGUAAAAAAAAAUAAUGUUCAACCAAUAUGUUUACCAAUCACUUCAGAAUUAAGAAAUGCAGUUAAUAAACAAGGAAUAUUCAGUGCUUGGGGAAAUCCAUCACCCACUACUCUUUAUAAAACAGUUCUUGAUAUAAAUGAAGAAAGGAAAACGUGUGAAGAUUUUUAUUCAAAAUUUAAUGCGAAUGUAACAGAGGAGGUUAUCUGUGCAACUAGUAAAAAUAACUUAAAUAGUUGCAAAGGUGAUGCUGGUGCACCAUUAUUUCAAAAGUUAAAAAUUGGAGAAAAUAAAAAAUAUGUUCUAUUGGGAUUCUCAUCGGCAGGCGUUCAAACAGAAAACGAUUGUGAAGACAAGAAAGAUAGUGGCGGAUCUCUUUAUACCAAUGUUCCCAAAUAUAUGAAAUGGAUUUUAGAUCAUUUGGAACCAUAAUUAAAGAUUUUUUUAUUGUCAAAUUAAAAUAUAGAUAUUGUAAAAUAAAUAUUAUGAGUCGUAACAAAAUAUUGAGUUGAAAUUGAAAAUAUUAAGUCUUC
Molecule: messenger RNA, 1119 nt
Organism: Condylostylus longicornis
Lineage: Eukaryota; Metazoa; Arthropoda; Insecta; Diptera; Dolichopodidae
Product: serine protease grass-like
Exons: 5
Coding region: 101-1018 (305 amino acids)
Biological process (GO): proteolysis
Molecular function (GO): serine-type endopeptidase activity
Source: RefSeq, a predicted model, not a curated record